This is a messenger RNA of Bombina bombina (fire-bellied toad), 1964 nucleotides long. RefSeq names its product guanylate-binding protein 1-like. The record is from RefSeq and is a predicted model, not a curated record. The transcript is spliced from 10 exons. Gene Ontology annotation, molecular function: GTPase activity; GTP binding. Lineage: Eukaryota; Metazoa; Chordata; Amphibia; Anura; Bombinatoridae. The coding region runs from base 1 to 1890 and encodes 629 amino acids.
AUGGCGCUGAACGUAAAGAUGGGAGGUCCGGUCUGUCUGAUUAUGAACUCCACAGAUGGGAAGUUAGAGGUGAACUCAGAUGCUCUGGAGAUCUUGUCUGGAAUCUCUCAGCCAGUAGUGGUUGUGGCUGUUGUGGGCUUGUACCGGACAGGAAAAUCAUACCUGAUGAAUAAGCUGGCUGGGGUGAAUAGAGGCUUUGAUUUAGGAGCUACCAUAGAGGCUAAGACAAAAGGUAUCUGGAUGUGGUGUGUUCGUCACCCGACUAAAGCGAAUUGCACGCUAGUACUGUUGGAUACGGAGGGAUUAGGAGAUGUGGAAAAGGGUGACAAGAAAAACGACAUCUGGAUUUUCUGCUUAGCUUUGCUGUUGAGCAGUGCACUGGUUUAUAACAGUAUGGGAACAAAUGAUCAAGAUGCUCUUGAUAAAUUACACCUCUCUACGGAAUUGACAGAAAAAAUUAAGAUAAAAUCUAAAGACAACGAUGAUGAAGAAGCUGAGUUCUCAAAACACUUCCCCAUCUUCAUAUGGAGUGUGAGAGACUUUACUCUGAAGCUGGAAAUAAAUGGAAAGCUGGUUACAGAGGAUGAGUAUCUGGAGAACGCACUCAAACUGAAGGAACCUGAAAAGACCAAUAAAGAUCGGCAAUUCAACCUCCCCAGGAAGUGCAUGCACAUGUAUUUUAGAACGCGUAAAUGCUUUGUGUUUGAUCGUCCUGCUGAAAAAGACAUUCUUCAAAGGAUUGAUGAAGUUCCUGAUAGUGAGCUUCAUACAGCAUUUGUAGCUCAAGUAAAAACAUUUUGUGAUUUUGUCUUUGAAAAUGCUCCUGUUAAAGAAUUAGAUGGGAUUCACCAGGUUACCGGGAAAAUGCUGGGCAAUAUGACCAAAACAUACACAGAGACCAUACGUCGUGGAGAUGUCCCCUGUCUGGAAAAUGCAGUUCUGGCCAUGUGUGAGAUAGAAAAUACAGCUGCAGUUCAGGAAGCCUCUCAGUAUUAUAAGACAAAUGUGAAAACUAGAGUGGAGUUUCCAACGGACACUAUGAAGCAGUUUAUGGACGUGAGCGGAGAAUGUGAGAAGGAAGCUAUUCAGAUCUUUAUGAAAAGAUCAUUCAAGGAUGAGGAACGACAGUUCCAGAGAAAGUUAAUGGGAGAAAUAUACAAGAUAAAAGAAGACUUUUUAAAGCAAAAUGAGACAGCAUCUAUUAAAUAUUGCCAGAGCCUCAUAAAGAAGCACUCAGUGGAGCUGGAGAAAGCAUUGGCUGAAGGUUCCUUUAGUAUUCCUGGUGGGCACCAGAAGUUUAAGGACACAAUGAAAAAAAUAACUGCCAGUUACAAUGAAGAGCCUAAGAAAGGAGUUCAGGCUGAAGAAGUUCUUCAGGAAUUUUUAAAAUCUAAGGAGUCAAUAGAAAAUACCAUUCUAAAAAGCGAUGAUGCUCUAACUGAAAAGCAAAAAGAAAUAGAAGAGGAAAAAGCAAAAGCAGAAGCCCAAGAGAUUGAGAGAAAGGUAUCGGAGAAGAGAGAAUCCCAGCAAAAGCAGAAAAUUGAUGAUCAAAUAAAAACUGUAGCUGAGAACACAGAGCAGCUAUUGGAGAAAUUAAAGAUGGAGAGGCAGAAACAUCAGCAUGAAUUGGAACGUUUAAUGUUUGAAAAGAGGCGCGAACAGGAGCUCUUAUGUCAUCAGGGAAGUUAUCACCAAGCCAAACUGUACCAGGCUCAAAUUGAAGAUAUACAGAAAGAGAGGAGGGAAAGCAAUGAUCCUGAGUGGUACACACCUAUUAUCGAGACAUUCAAGAGCGCGGCAAAAGUUAUUUUACCAGCAUUAAUAAAUUUAGGUGAACAAUAUGUAAAAGAAAAAAGAAAAAAUGAUCAAGCAAACAAAACAACUGAUUAGCGCUGCGGAAUCUGUUGACGCUCUACAAAUAACCGAUAAUAAUAAUAAUAAUGCAUCCUCAAGUGCUGGAAAGG